Messenger RNA from Papaver somniferum (opium poppy), 1506 nucleotides. RefSeq lists its product as uncharacterized. The record is from RefSeq and is a predicted model, not a curated record. The transcript is spliced from 2 exons. Bases 1 to 1506 code for a protein of 501 amino acids. NCBI's taxonomy places the organism in Eukaryota, Viridiplantae, Streptophyta, Magnoliopsida, Ranunculales, Papaveraceae.
AUGGUUAGCAGAAAUUCGGAUGAGGAUCCCUUUAAUACUUCAAAACAGAAUGUGAUGAAGGAUGCUUUGGUUGCUGUCCAGGAGGUGCGUAUGCAACAACAUAUUAUGUUAAAGCAAAAAUCUCGUAACAAAUGGAUUUUGGAGGGUUCAAGUAAUACUUCUUACUUUCAUAGUACUAUCAAAACUCGUAGAAGCACCAAUACUAUUUCAGAGUUGGUGGCUGAAGAUGGGUCAAUUAUCAAUGAGCCGAACCAAUUAAGGGAUCAUGUGGUUUCUUAUUAUGAGGCUAAAUUUAAUGGGGAUGACUUACCAAUUGAUGAGCACUUGUUUGAGUAUGAGCAUAAUUCCAUAUAUUUGGAGGAGAGUCGGAUGUUGGAUGUUAUUCCUUCAAUGGAGGAAAUUAAAGCGGCGGUUUUUGAUUUAGGGGUGGAUAGUGUUCCAGGUCCGGAUGGAUUCUCAGGGUGUUUUUAUAGACACUAUUGGGAUUUAAUUCAUCAAUACCUAUCUAAGGCUAUUAUUUUUUGCCGGAAUAACAAAACUAUUCCUAAUGGGGCUAACUCUAGCCUCAUUCUUUUGCUUGCUAAGGUGAGAGGCACUGAUAGUUUAAGGAAAUAUAAACCUAUUGGUCUAAGUAAUUUUUUCUUCAAAAUCUUUACUAAAAUUCUGGCUACUAGACUUGGUAAGGUCUUGGAUAAUUUGGUCUCGGAGGAACAAGUGGCUUUUAUGAAGGGGAGGAAUAUUCAUGAAAACAUUAGUUUGGCUUCAGAGAUGGUGAAUGAGCUUCACAUUAAAAGGAAGGAUGAGGAUGUUCUGAGUAGAAACAUCACAAAACUCUUUCAAAAUAAGUGCAUGACUCAUAUGCUGAAGCGUAAUGGUAUUGAUCCAACUCAUUUUUUCUUUGCUGAUGAUAUUACGAUCUUUUGUAAGGGAAAUAUGAAGAAUCUGACAAGCUUGGUGAAGCUGCUUGAUGAUUAUCAACGUGCUUCUGGUCAGCGUGUUUGUAGGGAGAAGAGAAAGAUAUACUUUGGUGGAGGGUCUUUGAAUAGGCGCCAAACAAUUGUAGAUUUCUUAGGCAUGAAAGUCACUUAUUUCCCGGAUCGAUAUUUGGGUGUUAAAGUGAUGCCUGGGGCGGUGAAGUAUAGACAUAUCAACAAUGUUGUGGACAAACUUAAAGACCAGCUUUCGGUUUUUAAAGGUAAGAUGCUUUCCUUUCAAGAUAGCGUGGUACUUGUUAAAACUGUCCUUUCUAGCUAUGCGAUUCAUAACAUGGCUGUGUAUAAGUGGCCAGUAAAAUUUGUUAAACAAUGUGAACGAGUGAUUCGUAACUUCCUUUGGUCGGGAGACUCGAAUCUUUCUAGAGAUUUUGUGGUGGGAUAUGACAAGAUUUGCAGUCCGGUGAGGGAAGGUGGUCUUGGGUUAACUAGUUUAAUAGCUAUGAACAAGGCGCUGAUCAUGAAGCUGUGGUGGAUAUUAAAGCUUCAAAGAAGAAAUGGGCUAGUUUCUUAG